This is a messenger RNA of Danio aesculapii, 1845 nucleotides long. RefSeq names its product follistatin b (gene fstb). Gene Ontology annotation, molecular function: activin binding; protein binding. NCBI's taxonomy places the organism in Eukaryota, Metazoa, Chordata, Actinopteri, Cypriniformes, Danionidae. The transcript has 6 exons. The coding region runs from base 120 to 1154 and encodes 344 amino acids. The record is from RefSeq and is a predicted model, not a curated record. Gene Ontology annotation, biological process: negative regulation of activin receptor signaling pathway; cell differentiation; multicellular organism development.
GAUUUAAAAAGCGAGCCCGAUUCCGUGUGUAUGACAGUCAGUGAGCGCGAAGCAUCGGGAGAACAUCUGUCCGUCUGCAGUCCGUCUCCAGCGCGCGCGUCUCUCCACUGUUUCUGAGGAUGCGGCAGUUCCCGCAGCUCAGCCAGGGCGUCCUCGCGCUCCUCAUCUGGUUCGCGCACUUGAUGGAGGAGCAGAAAGUACAAGCCGGCAACUGCUGGCUUCAGCAGGGCAAGAACGGGAGAUGCCAAGUUCUCUACAUGUCUGGGAUGAGCCGGGAAGACUGUUGUAGAAGUGGUCGUUUGGGUACGGCUUGGACUGAGGAGGAUGUACCUAAUAACACGCUCUUCCGGUGGCUGAUCUUCAAUGGUGGAGCACCAAACUGCAUACCUUGUAAAGAGACUUGUGAUAAUGUGGACUGUGGUCCUGGAAAGAGGUGCAAAAUGAACAAGCGAAACAAACCGCGCUGCGUUUGUGCGCCAGACUGCUCCAAUGUCACCUUUAAAGGGCCUGUCUGUGGCUCGGAUGGGAAAACAUACCGGAAUGAGUGUGCCCUCCUUAGGGCCAAGUGCAAAAGGCACCCUGACCUGUCUGCGCAGUACCAGGGAAAAUGCAAAAAGUCAUGCUAUGACGUGCGCUGUCCUGGAAGCUCAACAUGUGUAUUGGACCAGACCAACAACGCCUACUGUGUGACCUGCAACCGCUUCUGCACUGAGGUGACCUCACCGGAGCAGUACCUGUGUGGCAAUGACGGGAAAGUGUACGCCAGCGCCUGCCACCUCCGACGGGCCACGUGCAUCAUGGGACGGUCCAUCGGAGUAGCCUACGAGGGUAAAUGCAUAGAUGCUAGGUCCUGUAAAGACAUCAACUGCAGAGAGGGACGGAAAUGUUUGUGGGACAAGAGGACAGGACGAGGACGCUGUGCGGUGUGCGAGGACACCUGUCCUGAAAGUCGUCCAGGCGAUAGUGUCUGCGCCAGUGAUAACACCACCUACCCGAGCGAUUGCGCCAUGAGGCAGGCUGCCUGCUCUUUGGGUCUCGUCCUGGAAGUCAAACACUCGGGCUCCUGCAACUCUCUCUCGGAAGAGACGGACGAAGAGGAGGACGAUGAAGAUUACACGGAUUAUAGCCAUGUUUCUCUGUUACUGACUGGAUAAACUGCCGUCGACAGCGCAGAGUCGUGUUCAUAUUGUACAUACGUGUACUCUUAUUUAUUUUCCACGGACAGGUGGAAGAUGCUUAUUGUUCUAGAUGUUUAUUUAUACAUUUGUUUGCUUCUUAUUUAUACAUUUAUAGUCCGAAUAAAUGAACUUUCUCUUAUUCUUUUCUUUGUGGUCUUUGAAAGAAUAUUAUUUAUUAUAACGUGCAAUGUUAAAGUGUUUUGAAAAGUUCUGUGAGCCUAAACAGUUUCCGUUAUCUUCCCAAAUGAAAGUAAAACGUGCAUGUGUUUUAUUUAUUUGCAGUCUACUUAGCAUAAAUCUGGUUUGGUUUACAAUCGAAGCUGAGAAAUGUCAGUAAAAUCUAUAAAUGUAUGAUUUCUUGUUCACUUUGACAUAAACGCCAAAAAAAAAAAAAAAAAAAAAGACAGAAAUUGUUGCAAUUGCUGUUUUCUGAACUUUAGAUAUGCCAUUCUUUUGACAAUAUUGUUUGUGAGUGCUCAGAAAGACGAAUCUAGUUAAAAAAUAUAUUGUAUUAACAAUAUCAACCAUAGCAUUUUCUUGCCAUAUAUAUAUAGUCUUUUUUACGUUAGAGAUCCAGCUAUAAAUGUAUAGUUUUGUAUUUGUAUGUAAAUGUAUAUAAAGUUGCCAUUUGUAAAGAUGCAGUACUGAAAAGUAAAACCUGAAAGGA